AGAGGCCCGGAGGGAUGGGAGAGAGAGAGCGAGAGAGAUGAAAAAAGUCCGCAAAGAAAGAGAGCUAGUCCUUUAGUAAUCUUAUUCUGGGUUUCUGUCAAAGAAAGAGCCGAGCUUUCACAUCGACGAAGAUGCGGUUGAGACGGAGUAAACAGCGACCGGAUAGUUAGCGUAAGAACUUGUUAGAAGACGGGGAGAACGCUUUCUUCCCCUUUUUGUCUUUAUGUUUUUUGUUUUGUUUUGUUUUUGUUAGCAGUUUUGAGCGCUCCUUAGGGGGCGGGAGGACGGUGCGGGUUUGACCGCUCAGCUCGCUCCACAGCCCCGCCGUCGCUUGGCGGAUAAGCGGGGAAACGGACGCGGAAAGCGAGCACAGACCCCCUCGGAAAAAGCUGCUCCAGAAAGUUUCUCCUGUAGCUCCGCUGAGUUUUCCACGUUGGAAACUAGAGGGGGGGCCGAAGAGAGCGCUCUUCUCCCCACAUCAAACGUGGUUACUGUUGAGCUAACUUCAGUCCAUUGUGCGUCCGACGACAGAAAGAAUGAAAACACCUGGAGAUUCUGGGUUUGCCUUCCCAGAAUGGGCGUAUAAGCCUGAGUCGAGCCCCGGCUCUAGGCAGAUCCAGUUGUGGCAUUUCAUCCUAGAGCUGCUGAGGAAAGAGGAGUACCAUGAUGUCAUCGCCUGGCAGGGGGACUAUGGCGAGUUUGUCAUCAAAGACCCAGAUGAAGUGGCCCGACUGUGGGGGGCCAGGAAGUGUAAACCUCAAAUGAACUACGAUAAGCUGAGCAGAGCACUGAGAUACUACUACAACAAGAGGAUUCUUCAUAAGACCAAAGGCAAGCGGUUCACCUACAAGUUUAACUUCAAUAAGCUGGUUUUAGUCAACUACCCCUUCAUCGACAUGGGCUCCACCGGGAGCAGUGUUCCUCAGAGCGCCCCUCCUGUUCCCACCGGGGCAGGGACCCACUUUCGAUUCCCUCCUUCUACCCCUUCUGAAGUUUUGUCCCCCAAUGAGGAUCUGCGCAGCCCCAGUGGCAUGUACAGCCCCGUUGCCCGACGGAUGGGACGUGGGUCAGUCAGUGAUUGCAGCGACGGCACCUCUGUCAAUUCUGAGGUUGAUGAGGGUAAUACCGGGGCAGGAGAGGAGAGGGGGGGAGAGAGGGGUAUUAGUGCAGGAGGAGGACCUGGUGGGGGAGGAGGAGGUAGCUACCGGAGCAUCAUCCAUCCGCGUCUAUCUCAUGAAUCCCUCUUCCGCAUAUACGGAGGACCAGGCAACCCCACUGGACACCCGGGCUCCCGUGGCGCCACAGGGCACCGUAUCCACCCAGAGCCUCUUUCACCCUUCCCAGUGUCUCCUCUCACAGGCCCUGGAGGAGCUGGUCUUUUAGCCCCUCCACUGUCUCCUGCACUGUCAAUGACACCUACAUCCCACCUCCCAUACACUCCCUCACCUACACUGUCACCCAUGCUAGGGUCCCACUUCUCCUUCAACCCAGAAGACAUGAAGCGUUACCUGCAGGCUCACACCCAGUCGGUGUACAACUACCACCUUAGUCCCAGAGCGUUCCUCCAGUACCCCAACAUCAUCAUCCCUCAGCCCCACCGGCCCACCACAGACAAGAUAGGCCACACCUCGGAGAGGGGAGCAGCGGACAGAGCGGACAGAACAGCAACAGCAGGGGGAGGAGAGAGAGGAGUAGGAGAGUGGCACCUCCAUCCGGCAAUGGCUCACUCCGCCCACCAUCCCCAUCCGCCUCACUCCUCUCACCCUCACCCCCAUUCCCAUCCCAUCCAUCAGCCACUCCACCUGGGUGAGGAGCCUCCACACUUGUCUCCCUUCAAGUUCAAGCUGCAGCCGCCUCCGCUGGGCAGGAAGCAGAGGGAGGGUCAAAGCCAGAAUAAAGCCAGACAGAGCUCCCUCUCCUCAGGAUCUGGAUCUAUGUCCUCCACUUCUGGCCUGGGGUCCUCACUAUCAUUUGGCAGUGAUCUGAGCUCAGCAAGUGGCUCGGGUCUAGUCUCUGCUUCCUCUUCAACACAGUCCCUGAACAGUGCAGGCCUUCCUAAAAUAAAGGUGGAGCCUAUCUCUGAUAUUGAGUCAGAGGAGGAUGUGGAGGUGACCGACAUUAGCGACGAGGACCCAGACGAGAGAGAUGAAGAAUUUGAGCUUUUUUCCCACCGCCACCUUAAAACCCAGGAUCACCACCACCAUCUUGCUAACGGCAGAGCUCCUACCCCACAUCAACCCAAUCCUGAGGAAGACCUGGAUGAGGACGUCUUUAAAACCCCGGCUCCGCCUCCACCUGGCCUGACGCCCUUCUUCACCGUGCAGCACGGCCACUCCAACAUGCAGCGUGGGCCGCCCACCCUCAAGACUGAGCCCACCGAGCAAGUGGACAGCAUCACUCCACCACCUCAGAUGGGCUCAGCAGGAUCUCCCCAAAUCAAGUGUAUCCCCCUGAAGCUGCGUUUCAAGAGGCGCUGGAGUGAAGACCAGCGCAUGGAGGCUUCACAGGAGGAGUCAGAUGAUAAAAAAGUAAGGCCAGAGGAGGAGAGGGAGAAGGAAAGAGAGAGGCAAAGUAACGGGCAGAUGGAGGAGGAUGGGACAGGCGGUGGAGAAGGAGACAGUCCUCUCGCACUGGGUUACGAUGGCUGUGUCACACCGUUGGCCUCACACAGGAGGGUGAGCGCUGAGCUGCAUCGUGCCACGGCACAGCUGUCUCUGGAGAACAAAGACUGCUGAUUAGGAAUGCUGUCCAAACACUAAUGCUCCAGUGGCGCUCGGGGGUACUGCAGGAGUGUGUAAAUGGUCCCACUGUAUUCCUGCUCCAGUACUGACAAACAUGGUGAGGUCGCUGAAAUCUCCACUGAACUUGGGAAGCAAUCUGACAUGCAUACACAUAAAUCGUCACCUCAGAGAAAGUACGACUCUGUCGUUCGUUGCCUGCCUGGGACACGGUGCAGCCAUCCCAGCUGUGUGAACAGCUGGAGUUACGGGAACCUGAUGGAGGCUUCCUCUUUGAGAUUCAAGCUGUCCUCCCACCAAGCCAGUGAAACUUCAGAUGUAAGCCAUACCUCAGUGGCUCAGCUCCUGCCUUCAGUGCCCCCCACCACCACCACUCCCCCACCUCCCACAUCAGCCGAAUCAGCAUUCAAGUCUCCUUAGGGGGUGCAUACUCCUUACAGCACAUAAACAAACCCAGGAUGAUGGGACAUGCAGGUGUUCCUGUAGAGAUGACAGGACUUUGAUAAGUGCCUGUAUCUUAACUCCACAGCCCCGCGGUGACAUGGAGCAGCGGGUGGACCGCUGCUUCAUUCACUCGUGUAACGUUUACCUGUGCUGAUGUCGUAGGUAUCAAAGCGACACAUGCCUCCAAGACUGAAGAGUGGGGCUGUUGGGGUCCCAUUGACCUGACUUGCUAUAAACCCGGCCCACUCAACUCAGGGAAGACUAUUGCUGUAUGUUUAUUGUACUGAGAACCUCAGACACACAAACAAACAAAAAGCACAGCCAACAGUGAGUGGACCCUGAAGACUCACAGCUCAAGCAUUGCUUGUGGAUAUUAACCAUGAAUUGAAAUACUUUCGUCCUAUCUCUGGCACACUGUUCUGUCAAAGUUUAUUUUUUUUUACUUGUUUUGUCUUGCGCUCACUCGAUCCGCUUUCUCUUGUGGGCCACCUGUGGAAAAAUACCAACUCCAGUCACUGAAAUAUGUUAACCCCAGGGAGAAAUAAUCAAGAACCUAAGGAAGGACAAAGUGAAAGAAUGAUACCAUAGAGGGGACCACGGGGGGGUAGAUAAGGGGUCCAAUGUCUGCUAACACAUCUUGCUGUGUAUACUGACUUUAGUGUCCCUGAAAGCACAGAAUUCUAGUUCACCAGCUUAAGCUCCUCUAACAAUCAUAGUCCUGAUGGUAUUAAACCAAACCAGCAAAUACUCAUGCACACUCGUGCACAGCACUGCCUUUAGCUCUUAAUCAUUUAAACAUGGGUCCUGAAUGUGUGAGAGCCUGAGAGAGCAGGGAAUACUUCAGACCUCACAUACAUUGCCUUGUUUUUUAUAGCAUGUACAAAACUGAGCUCUAUAAUAAACACAUGCAGACUAUAUCUUUAUAUAUUCUAAAACAAAUUAUUAAAGUCAGAUUUUAAACAACCAUAGCAUUUUAAUGAUAUGACUUAUUCAGGAUUGUUUUUGGGUUGUUUCUUUUCUUUGUUUUUUAACGUCGUGGCAUGAGAAAGGUUUUGUGAAUGCGUCACGCCACUCCCCAGAGAUGAUGGGAGGAACACCGUGUGGAUGCUGUUCUUUCUUUUUUUGUACACUUGUUUCAUAGACAAACAUAAGACAGGCCAUCACAGGCUUGCAGACGGACUGACAGCUGUGUGGCUCCCUAUGCCGUUCAUUUGCAGUAGCUUGGCCUCAUGCAGCACUCCCCUCCUCGCUGUCUCUACAGUGUAGCUCAUCGGUACGCCCGAGGCGUGCUGACACCAGGCCGCCUCUCUAGCUUGUCUGUGUGUGUUUAGCAGCUCAACUCGUUGGUUAUCAGUCAAGUAGUAAUUCCGUCUUUUCUCUUAGUCCAGUUAUCUUAGUCCAGUUAUGCUCCAAAGUUCACAGUGGCUCUGCAUAAGUGUCUUUGUGGAGGAUAAGGGGUUAAUCAUUAGUGUAAGUAAGCCUGGAAAUCCUGCACGUCUGUCCUCAAAUGCCCUCUCUGUAAACUAUGCACAGACUCCUCAGCACGCAUGGAUUGUCGUUUCCAAAUGACCCCCUCCCCCCGUGAUGCUGUAACAUCUCGGCGUGCUCGGCCUCUCUGCCGGGGGUCUUCUGAUUGGUUGACCGAGUCAUCCUGUCCAGCAGUCUGUCACUGCUGGGUCAGUCACGAGGCUGCUCUAUAGCAGGGAACUGUGAGACAUGACCUCCAGGCAGUCUGCGUAGCUGAGCUGAUCGAAUUUCCUCAUCAGACCCCUGCGGUCUGGACGGGGCCUCACCACAACUCACAAACACAUGCUAACAAGUCCAGUGUCUGUAUUUGAACUGACAGCUGCCUUAUUACUACUUGUCAUAUCAAAGCAACAGAUUCAGCAUCAGCCUACCUGCUCGGCACUCUGUUUUUUGUUUUUUUGUCCCCCCCCUUCCCUCCCCCCUCUCUCUGUCUCUCUCUCUCUCUCUCUGCUUUAAUUUUUUUCCUCACUCAGUUUUAGAUAUUGUGUGAUUUCUAUCACAGACUGAUUGGCCUCUACAGCCACAGCACAGUAGACAAACAGCACAAUAACAAGAGUAAAGGUUUACUUUUCUGUUGUCAAUAUUACUAUUGUCAUUUUGGGUUAUUUGUGUCUUUACCAGGCAUUAUUAUUAUUAAUAUUCCACGGUUCUGUUAGCUGUUGUUUUUUUAAAGUUGUGUACAUCACUUUGGACAGCGUGACGUCCUCCACCCUCUAGUCCCCAUUUCAAACCUUUGCUGUCAUUAGUUCUUACAAAUGUAAUAUAACUAAAGUGUGUAAUAUUAUAAGAGCAGCUGGAAAGGAAGGGGAGGACGCUUUUAUUUAGGGGCAGAGAAGAGUCAUGUUUUUUUUUUUUUUGUCAUGUAUUGUAAUUUUUAUUUUAUAAUGCUCUUUUCUUUUGUGCUCAUGUAUAUUUCUUUCAUUUUGGGGAUGAUAAUUUUAAAAGAAGAAAAAAGUUGUCGUGUAUUGUUUUCCUAUGUAAAUUGUCUAUCUUCUCCGGCUUUAGGCCUCGUCUCUGCAGCAGUUACAUAACACUCAGAGGGAGAGAUGAGAGUCAACAUCAUGACAUAACAUGGAAUUUCUUCUCUUCUUUUGUUUUUCAAACUUGUAAUUAAGCUGUAAUCAGGGUUAAUUAAAACCAUUUAAAAAUCCAA
Messenger RNA from Thalassophryne amazonica, 5862 nucleotides. It is a transcript of the gene erfl3, whose product is annotated as Ets2 repressor factor like 3. The coding region runs from base 537 to 2735 and encodes 732 amino acids. Gene Ontology annotation, biological process: regulation of transcription by RNA polymerase II; cell differentiation. The record is from RefSeq and is a predicted model, not a curated record. Lineage: Eukaryota; Metazoa; Chordata; Actinopteri; Batrachoidiformes; Batrachoididae. Gene Ontology annotation, molecular function: DNA-binding transcription factor activity, RNA polymerase II-specific; sequence-specific DNA binding. Gene Ontology annotation, cellular component: nucleus. The transcript is spliced from 5 exons.